Molecule: messenger RNA, 6122 nt
Organism: Styela clava
Lineage: Eukaryota; Metazoa; Chordata; Ascidiacea; Stolidobranchia; Styelidae
Cellular component (GO): cytoskeleton
Molecular function (GO): protein binding
Source: RefSeq, a predicted model, not a curated record
UGAUGAGUAGAUGCUAGAAAACGCAUGUAUAUUAAAAUCUGUUAUGCAGUGAUGUGUAUUAAACCUGACAUUUUAUGUUGUCCUAAAACAACCACAUCCUUAUCUUUUCGAACGACAACUGGCAGAUGGAGAGCGUUUUCCGCAUGAUUGCUCUGCAGUUCAGGCGCACUGAUGCGCUGUUUACUUGUUUUGACUUAAAAUUAUAUUUUGAGUCUUGUGUAAUAAGCUUUUAGAUGUAAUUAUGGAUAUCGAAGCCAUUGGAUUACCAACAGGAUGGGAAGUACGAGUUGGGCUCAACGGUAGAAUUUAUUAUUACAGUAAACAAAGUCAAAUAGUUCAAAUUCUUCCUCCGCCAGAAAUUUGGAGAUGUAAGCAUAAUCUACCGUAUGGAUGGGAAAUGGCAAUCGAUUACGACAAUAAGAACUAUUACAUCAAUCAUAUCACGCAAACAGUAACUUAUGAAGAUCCGAGGACUGAGGACGAUCAGGUUACGCCUGCCGAAUUUCAUGCUUCACUAGAAAUAUUGAGAAGUCCACAACCUCGUGAAUAUGAAAUUGAACGUCAUCAUAAUUUGGGAUUCGGAUUCAUAGCAGGAAGCGAGAAACCUGUCGUGAUCAGAUCAGUAACACCAGGCGGACCUUCGGAAGAUAAACUCCUACCGGACGAUCAAAUAGUCAAGAUUGGUUCUGAAAAUGUUAUGAUGGCGGAUAGAGAACGCGUUAUAGAGCUGAUAAGAGAGAAAACCGACAGUGUCACACUAACAGUACUUCAGCCAAAUCGGUCAGCAAAUUCGUCGUUUCUCAAUCCAACGAAAAAGACAAUACGAAGUAUGGAUCGACCAAAAGUUCGAUUUGCUGAUGAUGUCAUAAUCAACGGACAGGAGCGAGUUGAAGGUUCAAGUCCACUUCUUGUUUCGCCUGGUGUGCUGAGAAUCGAACUCGAGAUCAAUCAAACGAGAUCGUUUCAAUUUCUUCCCGAAACAACAGCUGGUGAUGCGGUGGCCGGGCUUUGUGAUAAACUUGGAUUCAAAGAUCCAAACUUGUUUUCUCUCGUUUUAUCGCCACCUGCAGACAAUGGAGAACAGAAUGAAAAUACGAGUAAGACAUCAUUGUAUGGUUCAAUAUCGUCAGAUCAAACUCCAUUGAGCAGUUCUUCGCCAGAUUCUCUGCUCAUUGCACCUUGGGAUUGUCUAUCGAAGGUGGUCAGUAACCCCUCUUUCCGGCAUCAUUCGUGUCACUUCCGGUUGGAAUUCAUGCCGAAAGAUUUUCACAAGUUAGCUAGGAAUGAUCCAGAAGCUUUCCGCUACUUGUACAUGCAAUGCGUCAACGACGUCGUUUCAGGCGACGUGUAUACAGACGAUUUGAAUCGGGACGAAAUCAUCAAAUUAGCGAGUAUACAAAUGCAAGAACUCGUGUUGAGUGCGUUACCUCCGACCCCACCUGUCGACAAGCAACCGAAAAAGAGUAAUUCGCUCGAGUCACACGGACAAAGAAACGUGUUCCGUUUCUCAAAUUUGAGUGGGAAAUUGAAUCUGAAAUAUAUCGAGAAGGAAUAUGGUUUGAGAAGGUUUCUUCCUCCAUCGUUGGUUUGUACAAUGCAAAGAGAAAAUCCGUCCGCAAGAAGCGUCAGGAAAUCAUUGCAACAACAUUUGAAGGCUUCGAUGAAUACAGCCGUUUUUAGUCAAUAUCCGACGAGUCCGGUUAUUCCAUUUUCUCCCAUGUCGCCAACAAGUGGAAAUGCAGAUACCGCUUUGUUGCAAUUACGACUUCAGUAUUUGAAAAUAUUGUCGCCACAUCAUCUCUUCGGCGGAAGAUACUUUUCAGCAUCCAUGCAGGGUUUAUUGGAGUCCGACAUUACAAUACUUGUCGGUCAUCAUUACGGUAUAAGCCAGAUGAUUAAUUCGAAAACAAAGAUGGUUUCCGUGUUGUCGGAAUUUCAUCACGUGACUGGCUUCGAAGUAGCCCCAUGUCAAGCUGAAUCAAGUACGACCAUAGUAAAGCUGGAAUUUGCAGACAAACAGGAGUUACAACUCUCCAUGGAGCCCCAAGCUGCCCAUAAUUUUGCUUUCAUGGUUGCCGGCUACUGCAGAGUAUAUGGAAAUAUUGACAUGGUUCUCACAUUACCUAUAUCGGAGAGUACAAACGCCCCCAUCUACUUUGGGCCUCACAAAGUCAAACCAUCAUUCUGGAAUUACCCGCCAACUUCAUCCAUGUACGCGAUGAAUAAAAACUCAGUUCCAGACGUUUGUCAACAUCUUGAGAGAUCAAAUACUCAUCGUGAUUGCGAUUUUUCUGAGCCAGUCACACCUGCAGUCAUAUUCAGCAAAAAUGCACCGUUUUCUGUUAACACCCUACCAAAAAAGAGUGUUCCCCAUCGACCAGCAACGCCUCCUCCAUUAUCAAGGGAACCCGUGGAUUUCGAUACAGAUGACGUAGAAUAUGAAAACGACUUUGCUGCGGAUAUUUUAAUUCAUAAUACAAAGAGUGCUGGAAAUGAAUUCGAUAAUGAUAAAAACAAUAACGAAUCACUGGUAUUUGAUAACACGUUAGAGGAUGCAACGUAUGAGGAGAUUCACGAAUAUCGUAUUAAUUCGUCCCCAGAAUCCAGAUUCUCAUCUCCAGGCGGCAGAAUAGAGAACACCGGUAAUUUCAGGUCAAUUUUGCCUGUGGAUAGCGAUGACGAUCAAGUAGAUAUUCCUAGUGCAAAUGGAUAUUUAAUCCCUACACCGCCAAGUCAAAGGUCAAAGCGUUACGUCGUCGCUGACGUAGAAGAAAUGAAAAUGAGCGAUUCUGGUAGUGAAAGAGAUUGGACGGAUUUAAUGAAAGUUCUUGGCGCGGAAGAUAGCGGAAUGAAGAAAACGCAAAACCUUGAGGGUGACAUUCCGGAACCGCUCCCUCCACCACCUAGAUCAGAACCGGUCGUCGAAAACAAUCUUAGAGACAUAAUAGUCCCGCCACCUCCCAGCUAUCCCCCGCCUAAAAUAGAGAGGAGUGAAUCCACCAGAUCUGAUAAAUUCGUCAGACAUCGAAGCGCCAAAGAACCGGAGCGUAAUAUUGACUCCGAUCAACACCAAAAACAAAAACAACGUUACAGUACCUCUUUCGCAGAUGUUAAUUCCUUAGAAGGAUCGCCUACCCAUCGCUUCUCUUCUUUCAAACCAAGCGAAGACGAUUUAAAAGUAUUUUCUCAGACGAGGAAAGAUACAACGACAAGUCAAUUUGGGACUGACCCCAGUCCUGCCGCAGAUGGAAAAAAGUCCAAUUCCGGGUCUCACGAUGAUAAUCAACUCCUUAAUGGUCACGACAACCAUCUUGAUCCUGUAACGCGACAAAAAUUGCAAGAAACUGAAGAUCUUAUCAAGUUUUUUCGGCAAAGGAGAGAGGAGUGUUCGUCAGCUGAAAAAUCGAGUAACAAAAACGAUUCUCGCUCUCCCGUUUCUAGUCAAGAAUUUGGAUCUAGCGAAAUAUCGACUCCCAGAAUAGUUACUGACAUAGCAGCCGGUAAUAAGCGAUUACGAAAAGCGGAAAAAGCUGCGAAUAAAAACAGAAAAUCCUGGGCUGGAAGCGAAACACUGCCAACAAAAUUGAGCGUUGUGGAAUCGCCAAAACAAAUGUCAAUGUCAAAUCCAGACUUGAGUUCGUUCUCUUCACAAAAGAAACGCGGAAGAAGUUUGUUCAGACGAAUUUUUGGAGACCGAAAACGACGAUCACAUUCAAUGUACGAAAGUAGUGCAUCGGGAUCUUUCGAUUCCGCGUUUGGAUCUCGGCGUCGUCGUCGAUUUCGGCUACCAACACCGAAAUUUCGACUUCGUCGUGCAUUCACGUUCAAUUCCGGGAAACGAGAGAGCAGGAAAACAGUUCUUCCAACCGAAACGUCGCCUUCAACGAAAUCUCGUCAUUUCAGUUUUCGACCUUUUUCAAAGAAAAGCAAAUCCCACGGAAUGUUAGUUAUUUCGGAACCUUGUGACGGUGUACGAGGUGUUGAUCUAUUACCAAGCGGGAAAUACACAGUAGCCGGUACCAUGUUUGGCGAUGCCAACGAAUCUGGAAUCAUUACAGUGGAUAAUAGUUCGAGGCAUUCGUCCAAAGAAAACUUGAAAGCGGACAGUAGAGAGAACAUAGCAACAGAAGAAAUAAACAAAAUGGAGAAACAUGCCACGAUGCCAACAUCUUCGGGAGUUAAAAUGAGGGAAGCUUUAGCGAGGGAUUCUGAACGACCAUUGAGUUUCUCAACGUUUCACCAAUCUGUAUUGGAAGGUCAAGUUCCGGAUAACGCAUCUUCAUCACCAGACAUGCAUAUAGACUCUAAUCACCACAGUCCAUGUGAGCUGUCAUUAACAGAAUCAUGUGAAGCACUGAACGAAAUGCCAAAUGUAUUUGAAGAUGAUAAUUCAGAAAGAAAUCGAACACUACCGACAGGAAUCUCGGUGGAGAAUGAUUUACUAGAAUCCACAGCGGAUGGUACCGUUAAGCCAACGAAUAAGUUAAAUUCAGUACACAACCCCGUCAUUCCACGCGAAACAUCGCAAAAAACAUCUUCUCUUCCUAUUAAAAUGUUUCCACAAGAACCCGCGGCCACUUCCACGCCGAUACAGAGAGGAUUAAAAAAGAAACCAUCUACGAAACGCCCUGCACCACCGCCACCAAUCGCUCUGACACCCAAGCCAACAUCGGAGGUUAUCACACAGGAUAGAACAGAAGAUGCCAAAGUCAACGACAAAUCACCUGACGGGGUGAAAUCGGACUCGGACGAAGGCAAUAUAUCGGGAUACGAUUUUGAUAGCUUAGGUGAAAAUUCUCUAGUUACAGAAAUAUUUUCGUACCUUAAAACUAACAAUACAAAAAAUCAAGAUGGCGGUAAAAUUACGUCAACAAGUGACGCAAAUACGUCGUCGCCUGAAUCCGCACUGCCAUACGACGAGAAUUACAUCAUGCCGGGAUUAAAAGCAACUAAUUUGCCAAACUCGAACUCUGAAAGCACGUUUGAUGAGGAGCGAAUUCGUCUGGUGGAAUCGCGGCAAAAAACAAUGGCUGAAAUAUUCCGUGAAGAAAUGAUCUCAGAGAAUUCGCGACUUUAUUUAUUCGCAGAUGAAGACGAAUAUGCUGAUUCCAAAAGUGACAAAAAUUCGAACUCUGAUAGUUCACACACUGAAAAUGUCCAGCAAGGGUCAUAUGACGUCACAUACGAUGACGUCACACGUGAUAAUUUUGAAAAAUCUAAACACAACAAACAAAAUAAUGUACUAUUGAAAUCGUAUAAGCAAGUUGAUACAGGAAACAAUAACGACGAUGCAUUUGUUAAUUUAAGUUACGAAUCCGUGGAUGGCAAUUUCCUCAAAUCAGAUAGAGUACGGACGACGGAUUCGUCCAAUGCAAAAUCAAAACCUCCCACUUCUCCAGGGUCAUAUUUUACAUAUCAAAACCUAAUAACACCACAGCAUUUCAAUAAAAACUUUUCAAAUCGUACGAACUUCAACCCGAAACCCCCUUUGCCCCCAAAGCCUAUAUUCCACUGAAAAGGGGCUUUGAUUCCACAAUCCGUUUCACUGCCCAAAUUGAGCAAAUAUUGAUUUCAAUAGCACGGUACAAACUGAUAGUAUACUUCCAAGAGCACAAAAAAAAUGCUAUAUAAAGUAUAUAUAUAUAUAUAUAUAUAGUAAUAGUGUUAUCAUAGCAAAAAGUAGUUAUUUAAGUUUAUCAUACAACUUGGAGUCGUGACCUUUGUUUAUAAUAUACACAUAUAGAUAUAUUUACCAAAGUGUUAAGCUCGGGGACUCUGCGAAUUUGAUGAUAGUAAUGAUACAGCUGUAUUACUGAAGCUGGUGAUUUAUAUUCUUUGAAACUUAUUUUGUAUUUGACAUGAACAAUUUUUUUGUAUUAUCUAGCAUUUUAUGCUUGUAUAUUAUGUUCUGAUGCUUUGCCACAAAUUUUCCUAAUUUCCGUUAGUUGGUGACAAACGUUGUCAUAGCCAUGUUACAGGAAGUACGAGAACCAUAUUCCUGCAUUUUUCUGUCCAAAAUUAUAUAUUUUUUGUUUUUUGAAGUUUAAUCAUGCAUUAUUCCAUUUGCGCCAUACUUUUUUUUCAAUUUUUUCAGACGUUAGGAACAAAUUUUUUUAUUGAAA